This is a messenger RNA of Lytechinus pictus (painted urchin), 4175 nucleotides long. RefSeq names its product beta-1,3-galactosyltransferase 1-like. Gene Ontology annotation, molecular function: hexosyltransferase activity. The record is from RefSeq and is a predicted model, not a curated record. Bases 201 to 1295 code for a protein of 364 amino acids. Gene Ontology annotation, cellular component: Golgi membrane. The transcript has 2 exons. Lineage: Eukaryota; Metazoa; Echinodermata; Echinoidea; Temnopleuroida; Toxopneustidae.
AUUAUGGGGCGCGGCCUUCGAGCGCGUGCUAAGAGAGGAAUCCCUUUGGGAAAUCCCCUAGUGGCUGUCUGAUCCGCCCCAUCCUUUUGUACGAUCAGUGAAUCCGCGCCAGCGCCGCUGGCUCUGGCGGCGAGCCAGCCAGCGCCCGAUAGCACACGGUAGUCGGCCGCAUAUCGUUUAGAAACUACGUCUAGGUCGGAAUGACUGUUCUUACUUUGAAGACAAGGGUGAUCAUCAAGGCCUUAUUUUCACUUUGCACCGUCUAUCUGAUAUACAGAAUAAUCUACGAAUUCUGCAUUUGGGGACGUUAUGGCAGUGACUUUCUUUCGAAUAUUGUGAUUUCCUCCCAUGAAAUCAAGAAGGACCGAUUCGAAUUCUUGAGCAAAGCCAAAGGCGCAGACUGGCCACAACACGUAAAAUCUAUUUAUGACGGGAAUUCCCCUGCUAUCAAUCCUCACCCGUACAAGUUCAUCAUCAACGAACCUAACAAGUGUCGGAAUGAAGACGGCAGUAUUAAGGAGGUGUUCCUGCUCGUGCUCGUCACAUCCAUCCACAAAAAUACUGCGCUCCGUAGGACAGAUAGGGAGACGUGGGCCAGUCAGAGUGAGAUCGAAGGGAAAAGCAUCAUCACCUUGUUUCUUCUUGCCAACCCUUCCAAAGGCGGAACACAUCACCAAGUCUCUGUGGACAAGGAGAGUGCACUCCACCACGACAUCAUCAUGGGGGAUUUCCAAGACUCGUACAAGAACCUUACGUUGAAGACCGUCAUGGGCAUGAAGUGGGUCUCGCAGUUCUGCCCGCACGUGAGGUACGUGCUGAAAACGGACGAUGACAUGAUCGUCAUGUAUGAAAAUCUGGUGAGGUACCUCUCCUCUCCUGCGGUCCCACCCAAAAACUUUGUUAGCGGCAUCGUCGUACGUGCCGAACCUGUAAGAAAUGAGAUAAGCAAGUGGUACGUUCCGGAAAACAUUUAUCCACAAGCAUGGUAUCCCCCCUUCUGCUCUGGGUCAGGUUACGUCAUGUCGGGUGAUGUCGCGCGUAAUGUGUAUGAAGUAUCCACUCAUACUCCGUAUUUGUAUCUCGAAGAUGUGUUCAUGGGAUUCUGCUUAUUCCAGCUUGGAGUGUAUCCACUGGCCAGCUCACAGUUUCAUAACAAUCGUGUUGACUACUCUACCUGUGUGUACAGGAGACUCUUUACGACCCACUACAGUAAGGCUGCGAUAGCGGUUAGAGAAAAUCUGUGGAGGCAAGUGAUGAAAGAUAAACAAACUCACUGUUACUUGUAUUUCUUAUAGUUUGUAGUUCCCACUGUCCAAGUAUUUUUAAACUAUUUUUAUGAAAAAAUUUAUUUAUGGGAAUUUUUAUGAAACAUUAAGACUUUGUAACUUAAGGAUUCAUAGCUUUUUGUUGAAGCGUCUUGGUGUAGCGAUUCAGACUCUCGCCUUGUAAUCAGACGGUCAUGUGUUCGAAUCCCACCGCGGCCUAGCGUCCCUUGGCAAGGCGUCAAUGACUUUGCCACUCUUCAACCAGGUGUUAAAUGGGUACCCGGUAGGAUGCAAAAUCUUAUGCGUUGUGCCAAGUAAUCUUGGAACUUUCGUAGGAAUGCUCCCCAGGGAGUGGAGAAAGUGCAUACAUUGUGUUGUGUUUGGGCAUGCCAGGAUCCGAUGACCAGGGUAGUAAUAAUUACAAUGUAAAGCACUUAGAAACAUAAAGUAAUAAGCACCAUAUAAAUGUAACUAUUAGUAUGAACAUAUGACCAUCAAUGGUAUGAUCUGUCGCUUUGCUUUGUGUUUUGGCCCAGUGGGUGUUUCAUAAAGCUGUUCGUAAGUUACGAAAAACAUUACAAAUGAUUGGUGAUCUUUUCUUGAGGUAAAUUAUGUGCACCAAAUUUUCAUCAGUGUGGAUUUAGCUCUUAAGAAAAAAAAAUCACCAGUCGUUCGUAAAGUCGUUCUUAAAGUUGCCAGUAACUUAAAAGAAACUUUAUGAAACACCCACCUGGAUUAGUUACUUUUCAGGCUUUCAAAGAGUAUACUCGAUCUUAACUGGUCAUUGCCAUUUUAUGAUCAAUUGCAAACCUUGAGGCACCUCUGCGAAAGUCCAAACUGUAAUUCAGGAGGGAUCCCGCAAGGCAUCUUUUCCUGUGUAAUCAUCCCAUUCCAUCACACACAAAGCAAUGGGGAAUGCAGCAAAGUGAAUGUGACGUUGAAUUUGAAAGAAAGUAAUAUCUUUGGUUAAAGGGGACCACAAAUAGCAAUAGCUGCUAAUCAGGUGUGGCAUCCUGUUCAUAAUUAACUCCUCAAUAUAGAUGGAUGCAUGCUAACAUCAGUAACAUGUAUUAUCUAAAGGCUAAAAUGAAUUAUACUGACAACUAUUUCAAUUAGAGUACAUUUGGGCACAACGGAUUAUAAUUUAAAAAAACAAAGACAAAACAAACACAUAUACAUGUACAUGUACAUAGACAUCUUUAUAUAGAGACACUUCAGUCAUUUUCAUUAAAUUCUUGCAUGAUCUUCUUCAUUGAUUUUUGAAAGGAAUUAACAAAAUGUGAUUGACCUUUUCCCUUGAUCUGUAUGCACUCUCGGAAGUACUAGACUAUUAUUGUCCUUGUGAAUUCCAGCUCGAUGACAUGGCUUGCUUACGAUUACAAAUCUUUGUAUCAGGGGCGGAUCCAGGAUUUUCCAAAGGGGGGGGGGGGGGCACAUUUCCCAAGAAAAAUUUGACAAGCAUCGCUUUCAAAGGGGGGGGGCACACUUGUGUUAGAACGGCAUAUUUGUAAUAUUGAGAAUGAUCCAAUAUGUGUUGAUUUUAAUCAAUAAAUUUUGAAACUUUACAUUAUUAUGCCUCUCAAUGGGGGGGGGGGGGUGUACAGGCCAGAUGUGCCCCCCCCCCCUGGAUCCUCCAGUGAUUUGUAUGAGUUGAUAUGACUCCCUUUUUGUACAAAUUCAGGAGAUCCUAGAUACUAGAGGCAUUCUUACAGUGGUUGUAUGACUGCCAUUUUUAUUCGCGAGAUCAUUUUAUGAUCUUGAGAAAUGAGGUGGGUUUGUUUUUGUUUGACAACCAUGGACUUUGAGUUCUUAUCCAUGGUUUUAAAAAGUUGUUGUCUGUGUUUGUGGUUUUUUUCCACUCUUUCUCUUUAUAUAAGUCCUGAAAUAGACAUGUGUCUGUGAAUUUUAAAUUCCAAGAUAUACAUGUAUGAUUUAUACUUUUGUUGAUAUUGAAAGAUAUGAUUAAGUUUGAGUGUCAGAUAUCUGUGUAUUCCGAUUUUACUACUACAGGUAUAAAAGUCUUAGCAUUCUUUACUACUGUUUCUGUUGUGAAAAUUGGACUUAAACUGCACCUAAUCACUUUUAUAAGAAAAGUGUAGUUUGUCCUAGUGGUUGAAAGUUUAGCAAGGGAAACAACUUCACUUUUCCUCAUAAAAAGAAGAAACUAUUAAAAUUAUGUGAUGCAUUUGUGAAUUAUUUUAAUCCAGUAGCCCUUUUCAUUACUGUUUUUCUUUUUACAUUUUCAGUAGUAAACCUGACUUGUAAUUGGACUUAUAUUUGGGCUAAUAAGAGUGAUCCAAACAAAAUCUUCUCUCCAGGUUAAAUGUCAUAUUGUCCAUACCUGAGCAAAAUUUACUGUGAGAUAUUUUAUGUUUUAAUGAUUUAAUAGACCACCUUCUUGGACAAGACAAUACAAUAGCAGGAAUAAACUGAAAUUUUCAAAUUUAUAUGAAUAUAGCUGUUUCCAAAGUUUCAGGCAAUAUAUAUGAUUUCAAUAUAUUCAAUCAUGUAUUUUAAAUGGUAAUACAAUAUCAUUCACUUUGGUUUAAAGAUGACAGAGCUAUAACAGAGCUUAUACAUACUCAUUAAAAAAAAUACAAAGAGGAAUCCUACAUAUUCAUUUGCAAAUGAAUAAGCCUUGAGUUUGAAAAGCCUACUCCCCCCACCCGGGAAAAAAAUGCUGAUAAAACAAAACAAGAAAGAAAAGGGGAAAAUGGGGGAAAAUUUACAAAAAUAUUACUAAAACAUUAUAGUUAAAAAGUCGAGAGUCUCUUUCAAUUUAGAGUAAAUAACACAUUUUCGUUGCAAAAAAAAUUGUAAUAACACUUGUAUUACAAAUUGGCCAUAGAUGAAUGAGGGUAUUUGAAAUUUGGGGAAAAAAGAUGAAUAAAAGUGAUACAAAGUUGAUUA